GGGAUACGCAGCCACCCACCCAUGGUGGUCUCCGCAAAUCCCUCGACAUUAUUCCUUAGCGACAGUGUCCCAUUCGAGAAAAAAGAAAACAGACGAUCCUGCUCCUUCAGCAUAUUACCAUAUUACAAUAGAACAAUAUGCUUGGUGAUGCCGAGAUCCACGCUCUAGAUAGCAAUCUAUCAAGCAUUGUGCAGCAGAACCAGCAACACCAUGCCGAUGUACAGAACCUCCUGGAUAAGUUCCGCCAGCUCUUAGACAACUACAACAACCUUAAGAGUGACUAUGAGGAGGAGAAAGAGGCUAGAGAGAAGUACAAGCGGAUGGCUAGGGGUCAGGAGCGGAAUCCUUUCGUGCUGGUCCUCGUUGAUGGAGAUGGCUAUCUCUUCAAAGAGCAUCUGCUAAAAGCCGGAGCCGAUGGUGGCAUUACGGCUGCCCGGAUCCUUAACGAUUCCAUCCGCGAACUACUCCAUGAUCGACUAGGCCAUCAGGCUGACCAGUGCCGUGUGAUGGUACGCAUUUAUGCAAACGUGCUUGGAUUGUCAAAGUCAUUGGCCCGCUCCGGGAUUGUGGGACAGGAAGCCCGCUCUCUGUCGCCUUUUACAGCAAGCUUCACCCGGGCUGAGGAUCUUUUCGAUUUCGUGGAUGCGGGAGAUAAGAAAGAGGGAGCGGACUAUAAGAUUAGGGUAGAAAUGUUCCGCUUAUUUGCCGACAACAGCCAGUGCAGACACAUCUUCUUCGCUGGUUGUCACGACUCCGGGUAUUCUAAUCUACUGACACCUUAUCGUGGCCGGACUGAUCGCAUCACCCUUCUCAAAGCUGCCAACUUUCACAGCGAAUAUGAAAGAUUAGGCCUCCCCGUGCGGGAGCUUCCCGCCCUCUUCAUGUCUACACCUAUUGGUGGAACUGGGAGUCCCUCCAACCAUACGCCUUCGAUGUCCACAACCUCUAGACCGAUUUGCAAACAUUUCCAAAAGGGCAUUUGCCGAUACGGCAGCUCCUGCAACAAGGCCCACAUACCGCAAGGUCAACAACUCUCUAGAUCCGACAAUACCCCCUCUCCUCCAGGAAGGGAAUCUCCUACGAGUGCUCGCACUCAAGAGUUUUAUGCCUCACAACUUGUCACCCAACUUGAUUCUAAGUGGCAAGAUUAUAUCCCGAUAAACUUGGCCGGAGAUCGCAUUGACACCUACUGUCCGAUCCCCGGCCACGACGCCUGGGAACUCUAUACCCGUCGCGCCAAAAUCCAUAAGCCAUGCAAUAAUUUCCAUCUUGGCGGCGAGUGCAGCAACAUUGGCUGUGAAUACGACCACGGCCGUCUUGAUCCAAGCUCGCUGGACGUUAUGAAAUACAUACUCCGUCAGCACCCAUGUCAGACGGGCCCUUCAUGCCGAUCCACUAAGUGCUUCCUCGGCCAUCUCUGCCAGAAGGACGGAUGCCGAGGCCUCAAGCCGUGCCGCUUUAAUCGUCACGCACACACACUUGAUUUGCAUAUUGCAAAAUACACGCCGUCCAUCAAAAGGGACACUGGUCACUCGCGUGCUCCAAGCGCCGAGGGGGCAUAUCUCCCAGAUACUCCCGAAGAGCCGCAGGGCCUCAUUGUAUUGUGAACGUCCAGUAGGACUAUAUUCAAGGCCAACACAUACUAUUAUGUUGUCUUAUAUUAAGGCAGACCGACUUGUUGGUAGGGUAGGGCCUUAACAAUUGGUUAUCAAUUGUUAGAGAAGAAGAUGAAAUAGAAAGGAGCCACAUCGGAAGGGAGGGAGGAAGCAAGCAAAUCGUUUGGAUUCUGAAAUCACG
Aspergillus costaricaensis CBS 115574 is the source of this 1797-nucleotide messenger RNA. RefSeq names its product C-x8-C-x5-C-x3-H type zinc finger protein. Gene Ontology annotation, molecular function: metal ion binding. Bases 138 to 1607 code for a protein of 489 amino acids. Lineage: Eukaryota; Fungi; Ascomycota; Eurotiomycetes; Eurotiales; Aspergillaceae. The record is from RefSeq and is a predicted model, not a curated record. The transcript is spliced from 5 exons.